This is a messenger RNA of Andrographis paniculata, 1621 nucleotides long. RefSeq names its product WAT1-related protein At1g43650-like. Gene Ontology annotation, molecular function: transmembrane transporter activity. Gene Ontology annotation, cellular component: plasma membrane. Bases 336 to 1439 code for a protein of 367 amino acids. The transcript is spliced from 8 exons. The record is from RefSeq and is a predicted model, not a curated record. NCBI's taxonomy places the organism in Eukaryota, Viridiplantae, Streptophyta, Magnoliopsida, Lamiales, Acanthaceae.
UGAGGGCAUUACAUGUGAGAAAUGAAAGCAGUGAAGAAAGCUGAAGAGAUUUUAUUUCAUAGUUAAAGUAGGUGAUGAUGUUUAUUGAAAAUAUUCGGCGGAAGUACUACGCGCUGCUUAUUUUAUUUCGUCGAUGUUAGCAAAAACACAAAUCAGAAAAAAAGAUUGUGCAGAUAACAGUCGAUCAGAAGCUCAAUUCAUUAAUGAAGAAACCUUCUAGCUGUUUAAGAUCUUCUAUGAUUCUAGUUUUCUUACAGGAUAAUCGAAUAUUGCAACUCCUGUGGAAACCUGGUCUCGGGAAGUAACCAGAGGUUUAAAGGAGAUUGGCAUCGAACAUGGCUGCUGGCAUGCGAGGCUGUGUAAGAAACAUGGAGAGGAGCAAACCACAUUUUGCAAUGAUACUCGUAGAGGCUCUGAUUGCAGGCAUGUACUUAUUUACUAAAGCAUCAAUCUCCGAAGGAAUGAAUCCAUACGUGUUUUUGUUUUAUCGCCAAGCAUGCGCAGCGCUGGUCUUGGCGCCAUUCGCUUUCUAUCUAGAGAGAAAUCAGAGGUUGCCUCCAUUGUCACCCCUCUUGCUCUGCAAAAUAUUUGUGGUUUCGACAGGGACAACGGUGAGCUUAAAUGUCAGCUACAUUGGUCUCAACUUUGUAUCCGCAACAUUUCUUGCCGCUUUAGGCAACACGGUUCCAGUCAUCACCUUCGUGAUUGCAGUCUGCUUAAGAAUGGAAAGGCUGAACAUAAGACAAAGGCAUGGAAUGGUCAAAGUGAUUGGUUCCGUGUUAGGCCUGUCGGGGGCUCUACUAUCCACUUUUGCCAGGGGCCCUGCAAUGUAUCCCGAAAGCCAGAAAAACAUAUUUCAUCUACCCAAACAAACGUACACGCGAGACGGCUGGAUAAAAGGUUCUCUCAUCAUAAUAGCAGCCAAUGUGGUGUGGUGUUUGUGGCUAGCUGCACAGGGUCCCCUGAUCAAGCAGUAUCCAGCUAAGCUUCGUCUCACGGCUCUACAAUGUCUUUUCAGUAGUGUGACUUCAGCAGUAUGGGCUGUGGCUAUGGAGAGAAAUCCAGAGUCAUGGAAAUUUGGAUGGAAUCUGAACCUCUUUACUGUUCUCUACUCUGGUGUACUAAUGGCUGGAUUUGGUUACUGGUUGAUAGCUUGGGUUGUGGAGAAGAAAGGGCCUCUUUUCACUGCAGUUUACAUGCCACUCUCACUUGUCAUUGCAGCUAUUUUCUCAGCAAUAUUUUUCCAGGAGACGAUUCACUGGGGAAGUUUUUGUGGAAUGAUAGUGCUGGUAAUGGGUCUUUAUGCGAUUCUAUGGGCAAAGAGCGUAGAAGAAAAGCCUGAAGCAAUAGAAGAUCAGGUGGAGAAGAAAGAAGGGAGCGAAGGAAAGAUGAUUGUCGAUGACAUUGCAUGCCGGGAUGACAAUAGAGUUUAUGUUUAAUGAAAUCAAGUAGUAGUUGUGUAUGUUAUGUAAGAAUCCAUGAAAUUUCCGAAUGUUAUAGAAUAAGGUAUACCAAAAUUUUGGGUAAAGAAAAGGAGAAACAUUGAGUCAAGUAUCAAAUGUUCAAUUAGAGGAGCGAAACCUGACUCAGAUGGAAUGAUAUUCUCUUAGAUCGGCGAAAG